Malus domestica (apple) is the source of this 519-nucleotide messenger RNA. RefSeq lists its product as uncharacterized. Lineage: Eukaryota; Viridiplantae; Streptophyta; Magnoliopsida; Rosales; Rosaceae. Gene Ontology annotation, biological process: protein phosphorylation. Gene Ontology annotation, cellular component: nucleus. Gene Ontology annotation, molecular function: protein serine/threonine kinase activity; ATP binding. The record is from RefSeq and is a predicted model, not a curated record.
AUGAUGAAGGAUUCAAUUGGUAUGCAGCGGAAAAUCCCCGAAGCCUUCCUUUUGUGGUCCUCUCCUCUCUGCGUUUUCCUGAACUCAGUGACUCAGCGAACUCGUCUUCGUCUACAAGUGAAACACCACCUGCGAGCGGUUGAGCUACGAGCGGCAAAACCUGUGAAAUCAUUUGCAGAUAGAGAGGGGGCACUGCUCCAACCAGUGCUUCCCGCUACAGUCCACCGCCAAAACCCAAUUCCAGCAACCGCUGGAGCCGUGUCCGAGAUCCAACGGUGGAUGCUGCAAAUCCUAUCGGAGGUUGACUCGUGUCAUCGGAAUUUGGUGGUCCGCCGCGAUUUGAAGCCCUGUAAAUUGUUGUUUGGGGACGAUGGAGUUCUCAAGCUGGUGGAUUUUGGUCAGGCUAGGAUACUCUUGGAUCCGGGAUAUGUUCCUGAUGAAAACCCACAACCGCAUGAACGAAGCGCUCUCAGUCAGGGUGCCUUUCAGCCACCUGAAGUGAUUCCCGGAAAAGGAUGA